Messenger RNA from Raphanus sativus (radish), 1743 nucleotides. RefSeq lists its product as uncharacterized. The coding region runs from base 1 to 1743 and encodes 580 amino acids. The record is from RefSeq and is a predicted model, not a curated record. NCBI's taxonomy places the organism in Eukaryota, Viridiplantae, Streptophyta, Magnoliopsida, Brassicales, Brassicaceae. The transcript is spliced from 5 exons.
AUGCACCCUGAAAAAGCCCCUGGGCCAGAUGGGAUGCCUGCUUUGUUCUACCAGAAGUUCUGGGAUAUAGUAAAGGAUGACUUAACUCUUAUGGUUAAUAAAUUCCUUACUGACGGGAUAAUGCCAGAUGGGCUGAAUGAAACAAAUAUUUGUCUCAUCCCAAAGACGACAAAACCAAAUGAUAUGGCUCAGUUUCAGCUUAUUAGUUUGUGUAACAUAAGCUACAAGAUCAUCUCUAAGGUCCUAUGCCAGAGACUUAAGAAAGUGUUACCAGGAUUGAUAUUGGAAACCCAGUCAGCCUUUGUUGCUGGAAGACAGAUAUCUGACAAUAUUAUGAUUGCUCAAGAGAUAUUCCAUGCGCUUAGGACCAAGCCAAGCGGAUGCAACAAAAGAAUGGCUAUUAAAACAUAUAUGAGUAAAGCCUAUGAUAGGAUGGAAUGGUCAUUUAUUGAAGCUGUGAUGAGAAAGAUGGGUUUCUUAGAGACAUGGAUCACAUGGAUAAUGAGAUGUAUUACGUCGAGGAUUAACGCAACCAGAAGGCAAGAGAUCAAAGAUGUACUUGGAAUACAUAAUGAUGGAGGGAUGGGAACUUACUUGGGUAUUCCAGAAAAUAUUAGUGGUUCAAAGUGCAAGCUCUUUGCUUUCCUGAAAGACAAACUGAUGCAUAGAGUGAACGGCUGGACAGGUCGUUGGCUAUCGAAAGGAGGGAAGGAGGUAUUGAUUAAGUCCAUUUUGCUAGCUCUCCCGACGUAUGUAAUGUCUACUUUCCUGCUCCCAUUGGAGAUAUGUGAAAACCUUGCUAGUGCUAUUGCUCAAUUCUGGUGGAGUUCAAAUCCCCCAAAAAGAGGAAUACACUGGUCAAAAUGGGAGAAAGUCUGUCUACCGAGAGAAGAAGGAGGGAUUGGAUUCCGUAUGAUCCAUGAGUUUAACCUGGCAUUAUUAGCAAAACAAUUAUGGAGUAUCUCAGCUGGGAGGAAGCUUUUGUUGUUGGGAAUAAGGCAGAAAAUACACUCUGGCUAUGAGGAGUUGAAGGAAUGGGAUGUUGAUCUACAAGAACAAUAUGUCAGCCCUGCUGACAUACCACUUAUAAGGAGUUUGGCCAUAAGCAUAACUCAUAGGCCGGACACAUUUUGCUGGAACUUCACAAGAAAUGGACAAUAUACGGUUAAGUCUGGAUAUUGGGUAGCCCAAAAUCUCUUGAAGGAUGCAGAUGAAAAAGAAGUGGUCGAGCCAAUAACGAGAAACCUAGUGAGGCGUAAUAUGAGAUGUGAUAAUUACUGCCCAAGAUUUGGUGAGCCAGAGGAAUCAGUAACGCAUGCUAUUUUCGAAUGUCCACCGGCUCUACAGGUUUGGCUUCAUUCAUCAACUCCGACGAGCCCUGAUGUUUUUCCAGCAUCAAGUAUAUACACGAAUAUGAACUACCUCUUCUGGGAAAAGAACGGCAUACUUGAACCAAAUCAAUAUAGGGAUCCUUAUCCCUGGUUGAUUUGGUACAUCUGGAAUGCUCGAAAUGAUAAACUCUUUAGGGGCAUAGAUAGAGAUCCUCUGGAACUAGUUCGAUAUGCUGACAAUGAGUGUCAAGCCUGGUUUAAUGCCAAUGAAACCAUACCACCACCGGUACAAGGGAGUAAUGCAGAGGAAUCUCAAGUCAUAAGCUUGGGUAAUAUAUGUUUGCUGGAUGGAUCUUGGACAUCUCAGGCUCAUUUUAGUGGGUGUGGAUGGGUAUGGUUGGACAGUGAAUGA